Molecule: messenger RNA, 3070 nt
Organism: Protopterus annectens (West African lungfish)
Lineage: Eukaryota; Metazoa; Chordata; Ceratodontiformes; Protopteridae
Gene: HID1
Product: HID1 domain containing
Exons: 19
Coding region: 114-2498 (794 amino acids)
Cellular component (GO): Golgi medial cisterna; Golgi trans cisterna; membrane
Source: RefSeq, a predicted model, not a curated record
AUUGUAGCUGUUGUUAUUACAUACAGGAGGAGGAGGAGUAUACUGUAAUAACAUAACUCCCAUUUAAAGGAAAGCCUCCUCACACUGCUGCGACUCCUGCCUCCGGAGAAAAUAUGGGAAAUACAGACUCAAAGCUGAAUUUUAGAAAGGCUGUAAUCCAGCUCACCACCAAAACACAGCCAGUGGAGGCAACAGAUGAUGCAUUCUGGGACCAGUUUUGGGCAGACACUGCAACCUCUGUUCAGGAUGUAUUUGCUCUUGUACCAGCAGCAGAAAUCCGAGCUGUGAGAGAGGAGUCACCAUCUAACUUGGCUACCCUCUGUUACAAGGCAGUUGAAAAACUGGUUCAAGGUGCAGAGAGCGGCUGCCCUUCAGAGAAGGAGAAGCAGAUAGUGCUGAACUGCUCCAGACUUCUAACAAGGAUUCUUCCUUAUAUCUUCGAAGACCCAGACUGGAGGGGUUUCUUCUGGUCAACUGUGCCAGGAGCUGGCAGAGGAGGGAGUGAUGAUGAUGAAGAUGAGAGUGCACGGCCAUUAGCAGAAUCCCUUUUACUAGCUAUUGCUGAUCUGCUUUUCUGUCCAGACUUCACAGUGCAAAGUCACAAAAAGAGUGGGCCAGACACAGUUGAAGAUAUCCAUUCGAUUGACAGCUGUGAGUAUAUUUGGGAAGCAGGAGUUGGAUUUGCCCAUUCUCCUCCAAUCAACUAUAUACACGACCUAAACCGGACAGAAUUACUAAAACUUCUACUGACAUGCUUCUCAGAAGCUAUGUAUCUUUUGCCUUCUUCAGAAAGCAAUAACCUUAACCCAUGGGUCCAGUUCUUUUGUUCUACGGACAACAGACAUGCACUGCCUCUCUUCACAUCACUCCUGAAUAUCGUCUGUGCAUAUGAUCCUGUUGGAUAUGGUAUUCCCUACAACCACCUGAUUUUCUCUGAUUAUCGAGAACCGUUAGUUGAGAUAGCUGCUCAGGUGCUAAUUGUGACCCUAGACUAUGACGCAUCGACCAGCAUCAGCCCCUCUGUGGAUGGAACGACGGGCAGCACUGUCAUGGAUGACGCAGAGCCUCCUGGUCCAGAUAAUUUGUUUGUCAACUACCUCUCCAGAAUACAUCGGGAAGAGGAUUUCCAGUUUAUCCUCAAAGGAUUAGCUCGUCUGUUGUCAAAUCCUCUGAUUCAGACUUACCUGCCAAAUUCCACUAAAAAGAUUCAGUUUCAUCAAGAGCUUCUGGUUCUGUUCUGGAAACUUUGUGACUUUAACAAGAAAUUCCUGUUCUUUGUCCUGAAGAGCAGUGAUGUUUUGGAUGUGCUGGUUCCCAUCCUGUACUUCUUAAACGAUGCCAGAGCCGAUCAAUCCAGAGUGGGACUAAUGCACAUUGGUGUCUUCAUACUGCUACUACUGAGUGGAGAACGCAACUUCGGCGUGCGACUCAACAAGCCGUACUCUGUCCGAGUACCUAUGGACAUUCCUGUCUUCACAGGAACACAUGCCGAUCUUCUCAUUAUUGUGUUUCACAAGAUCAUCACAACAGGACAUCAGCGACUGCAGCCUCUGUUUGAUUGUCUUCUCACUAUCAUUGUAAAUGUAUCUCCAUACCUGAAGAGUUUGUCCAUGGUUGCUGCUAACAAGCUGCUGCAUCUUUUAGAGGCCUUCUCCACCAGCUGGUUCCUCUUUUCAGCACCCCAAAACCACCACCUCGUCUUUUUCCUGCUAGAGGUCUUCAAUAAUAUCAUUCAGUACCAGUUUGAUGGGAACUCCAAUUUGGUCUAUGCUAUUAUACGCAAGCGAAAUGUGUUUCACCAGCUUGCCAACCUGCCUACUGAUGUACCAUCCAUACAGAAAGCUCUGCAGAGGAAAAAAAGAUGUCCUGAACCAAUCUCUCGCACAAAUUCCCAAGAUGGGGCCUCCAUGGAGGGUUCGCGACCUGCUGCUCCUGCAGAACCAGGAACAUUAAAAGCAAGUUUAAUUGCUACUCCUGAUAUUGAUAAGCUAACGGAGAAAUCUCAGGUGUCAGAGGAUGGAACAAUGCGUUCAGUACAGCCUGAAGGUCUACAGACCUCACCAGGGACCAGCCCUAAUGUAGGAGUCAGUGACACCGAAUCUGAGGUACCUCAAACUAAGGUGGACAGGCGUCGUUUAUCAAGUGGAUCGUCCAGCACUCAGUGGACACCUUCCCCUGAUUGGGUUAUGUCGUGGAAGUCGAAGCUGCCACUACAAACCAUUAUGAGGCUGCUUCAGGUCUUAGUCCCUCAGGUUGAGAAAAUAUGCAUUGACAAGGGCCUAACUGAUGAGUCUGAAAUUCUAAAGUUUUUGCAGCAUGGAACCUUGGUGGGUUUGCUUCCAGUGCCUCAUCCAAUUCUUAUCCGAAAAUACCAAGCCAACUCUGGUACUGCGAUGUGGUUUCGUACAUAUAUGUGGGGCGUUGUGUAUUUGAGAAAUGUGGACCCCCCUAUCUGGUACGACACAGAUGUGAAACUUUUUGAGAUCCAGCGAGUCUGAAAGAACUGCAUCAAGAAGGAUAGAAAUAAAAAGAAAAGAAGAACUCAUUUGGUGGUUUUGAGGGGACUGAUGUUCCUCUCUCACUCCCUCAAUCUGCACCUGUUAGUCAUCAUCAUCAUUAUAUUACAGCCACAGCCACUGCAUUUACAUCUUGCAGGUUCACCAGAUCGUGCAACAUAGUCCUUUGCUUUGAAAAACAGACUGAGGAAGCUUGCUUUCUUUGAAUUUAUUAUGAUAGUAUGUGAUUAAAGUACAUUUUUGUCAAAGGCUGUCUUACACUUGCAGUAGGCUUUAUAAUGCCAGUUAAAAAGGAAGAAAUGUUCUGUUUACAUAGUGAGUCAGAAUGGUCCAGUGGUAGGUGUGUACUGUUUUGGUGCAGCAAAGCAUACUAAUUUUUGAACAACAGGCAAAAUUUAUCACAGACACUGGCUAGCUCUCACAAGUUAUUACAGCAGAAUGAAAUAAUGUAAACUGUGCUUAUUAAAACAUAACGGACUGUAGAUGACUUAAUUCAGGUGAUGCUUCUUAUAGGGAAGCAGUAUUCCUGUAUAAAAAGUAUUUAUUGACAUGAA